Messenger RNA from Cydia fagiglandana, 1302 nucleotides. RefSeq names its product GTPase-activating protein CdGAPr-like. The transcript is spliced from 9 exons. The coding region runs from base 1 to 1302 and encodes 433 amino acids. Lineage: Eukaryota; Metazoa; Arthropoda; Insecta; Lepidoptera; Tortricidae. Gene Ontology annotation, biological process: small GTPase-mediated signal transduction. Gene Ontology annotation, molecular function: GTPase activator activity; protein binding. The record is from RefSeq and is a predicted model, not a curated record.
AUGACGCAGCCUCCGCCUAUAGUCGGUCGGGUGAGUGUCCUGUCUCCGGGUCCUCGAGAGUCAACAUGGUGGCGCGGCAAGCGCGGGUUCCGGGUCGGAUUCUUCCCGCACCACUGCGUGGCCGUGAUCGGGGAUAAAGUCCCCCGGCACAUGACGCAGCCUCCGCCUGUAGUCGGUCGGGUGAGUGUCCUGUCUCCGGGUCCUCGAGAGUCAACAUGGUGGCGCGGCAAGCGCGGGUUCCGGGUCGGAUUCUUCCCGCACCACUGCGUGGCCGUGAUCGGGGAUAAAGUCCCCCGGCACAUGACGCAGCCUCCGCCUAUAGUCGGUCGGGUGAGUGUCCUGUCUCCGGGUCCUCGAGAGUCAACAUGGUGGCGCGGCAAGCGCGGGUUCCGGGUCGGAUUCUUCCCGCACCACUGCGUGGCCGUGAUCGGGGAUAAAGUCCCCCGGCACAUGACGCAGCCUCCGCCUAUAGUCGGUCGGGUGAGUGUCCUGUCUCCGGGUCCUCAAGAGUCAACAUGGUGGCGCGGCAAGCGCGAGUUCCGGGUCGGACUCUUCCCGCACCACUGCGUGGCCGUGAUCGGGGAUAAAGUCCCCAGGCACAUGACGCAGCCUCCGCCUGUAGUCGGGUCCGUAGCAGUGGCACCAAUAAAGCCGGUACUUCGGAAACACGGAAAAUUGAUUUCCCUGUUCAGAAGUUUUAUACUGUCCCGCCCUUCGAGACGGCGGCUCAAGCAGCAGGGCAUCCUGAGGGAGCGAGUGUUCGGCUGUGACCUUGGGGAGCAUCUACUCAACUUCGAACAUGAUGUGCCCCUAGUCCUGGUGGAGUGCGCUAAGGCCAUCGAAGCCCGGGGCGCCGUGGACGGCAUCUACCGGCUGUCGGGGGGCUCGGGCCUCACGCAGCGCCUGCGCGCCGCCUUCGACAGCGGCGAGGCCCCCGACCUGCCGCAGGACCCGCACGCCACGGCCUCGCUACUCAAGAUGUACUUCAGAGAACUGCCAAACCCGCUCUGCACGUACCAGCUAUAUGAAAGCUUCGUGUCAGCUGUCCAGACAGAGGAAUCCAAACGGCUGAAAGCGGUCAGAGAUGUCGUGGUCAAGCUACCACCACCACAUUACAGAACGCUAGCGUACCUAAUGCGUCAUCUCCGCCGCGUGUCGCUACUAGGAGACGUGACGGGCAUGACGGCACGCAACAUGGCCAUCGUGUGGGCGCCCAACUUGCUCCGCUCUCCCCGCCCGCAGCACGCGCUACAACACGUCUCUGUGCAGGUGAGCCUUGUGAUGUACCACGCUAGAACCUGA